AUGAGUCCUGAGCCAGGCAUAGAUGCUGAUCAUGCUGACCCUGACCUGCCUACCAACACAGCUAGUGGCCUGGGAAAUGCUCUCGACCCUGAGGUGACCCCAAGCCCUGUAGAUGAUGCGCUAGAAGCAGGGCCAGAUGGCGCAAUUGACCUUGCUGGGAAUGUCGAAACAUUCAGCGAGCCUCUUGCCAAUUUGGCUCCACCUCCUACAGCUAUUUGGCAUAAUCAAUCAGGAGUUCCAGCAGUAAUGAGAACAUCGAAGAGAUGUUCUGGAAUCAGAACCCUCAUCCUCAGAGCCUUCCCCAAUUUCAACGAUCUUCAAUGCUAUACGCUCACCCAGCAAAUCCUCUCAGCAACAAAAGCCAAUGAAAAUUUGGGAGGAAAUAAUGGAGUUAUGGUAAAACAAGACAGCCAGACAAGAUACUACAAACACAUCACAAUCUUCCCCAAUGCACUAGUAACGGCCAAUCGCUGGCAGCUGAUAGAUGGCACGAUAAUUGAUGUGUACAUUGAGAUGCUGAAAGACCUCACUGACAAAAACCUGUGGGACCUGCUCAGCAGGUUGAGUGGCUCUAUUUUUGAAGGGAGUAUCAGUGAUAAGGACCUGCUUGAUAAAGGUGAGCUGUUACUCAGUGACACUGUCUCUGGUACCACCUCAUCAUCCUGUGCUCCUGUCACCUCAUUCUGUGGCAGUCUGGCUCCAUUGCAAGCGGGCUAG
Molecule: messenger RNA, 717 nt
Organism: Cantharellus anzutake
Lineage: Eukaryota; Fungi; Basidiomycota; Agaricomycetes; Cantharellales; Hydnaceae
Exons: 2
Coding region: 1-717 (238 amino acids)
Source: RefSeq, a predicted model, not a curated record